Microthlaspi erraticum is the source of this 1407-nucleotide messenger RNA. The record is from the annotation of a GenBank genome assembly. NCBI's taxonomy places the organism in Eukaryota, Viridiplantae, Streptophyta, Magnoliopsida, Brassicales, Brassicaceae.
AUGAACUGUCGGAGAGUGUUCAAGUCCGUACAAGCCUUGGCGGCUCAUAGCUUACUCUUGUGUUUCACGCUCGGUUUGGUUUUCAAGCUCGACCACACCUUCGCAUACUCCUGGUGGGUUGUGUGCCUACCUCUGUGGGCUUUCCAUGCUGUUGUUGCAAGGGGAAGAUUCUCGCUUCCUGCUCCAAUCGCUCCUCGUAACCGCCAUUGGGCACCGUGUCAUGCUGUUGUGGCUACACCGUUGCUUGUAGCUUUUGAAUUGCUCCUCUGUGUAUACCUCGAGAGUUCAUAUGCUCGUUGGCCACCAGCUGUGAGCUUGAAGAUUGUUUUCCUCCCGCUGUUGGCAUUUGAAGUAAUUAUACUGGUGGACAAUGCCAGAAUGUGUCGAGCACUGAUGCCUGGAGAUGAAGAGAGCAUAAAUGAUGAAGCAAUAUGGGAAGCGCUUCCUCAUUUCUGGGUUGCGAUAUCCAUGGUGUUCUUUCUAGCUGCUACAAUCUUUACCCUCCUAAAGCUGUCUGGCGAUGUAGCUGCUCUUGGCUGGUGGGAUCUAUUCAUUAAUUUCGGAAUUGCAGAGUGCUUUGCUUUUCUUGUUUGUACAAAAUGGUCCAAUCCAGUUAUCCAUAGAAGCCCACGUAUCAGAGAACCCGGGUCAUCUUCUACUAACACUGCUAGAUACGUUGACUGGAACAGUGGCCUUGUGGGUUUUUCAGAAGACGACAGGGACCAAGAUGGAACCUGUGGCCUGCAAGAUAUUGGUGGUCAUAUUAUGAAAAUCCCCCUUGUUCUAUUUCAAGUGGUACUUUGCAUGCAUCUUGAGGGAACUCCUGAAGCUGCUAAGGAUAUACCUCUUCCGGUCCUGUUUUCUCCACUCUUCCUACUGCAAGGCGCUGGUGUUCUAUUCUCUGCUUCUAAAUUGACAGAGAAGGUUGUUCUGUUGAUGCGGGGAGAAGAUGAUACAGGAUUGUAUUUUAGUGUUUCAUCCAGAGCCCAUGAUUGCUUUGGUUUCUUGCACCAUGGAUCAAGGCUACUAGGGUGGUGGUCAAUUGAUGAAGGAAGCCGGGAGGAGCAAGCUCGGCUAUACUUUGAUCAAGAAUCUGGUUACAAUACCUUUUGUGGUCAUCCGCCUGAAGUAGUCAAGAAAAUGCCUAAGAAAGAUCUUGCUGAGGAGGUAUGGAGACUUCAAGCAGCACUUGGUGAGCAAACAGAAAUAACGAAAUUCAGCCAGCAGGAAUAUGAGAGACUGCAAAAUGAGAAAGUGCUGUGUAGGGUUUGUUUCGAAAGAGAAAUCAGUGUGGUACUGCUUCCAUGUAGACACCGUGUUCUUUGCAGAGACUGCUCAGAAAAGUGUAAAAAGUGUCCCUUCUGCCGUAUAAACAUCGAAGAACGGCUCCCCGUAUAUGAUGUUUAA